Dreissena polymorpha is the source of this 5921-nucleotide messenger RNA. RefSeq lists its product as uncharacterized. NCBI's taxonomy places the organism in Eukaryota, Metazoa, Mollusca, Bivalvia, Myida, Dreissenidae. Bases 134 to 1765 code for a protein of 543 amino acids. The record is from RefSeq and is a predicted model, not a curated record. Gene Ontology annotation, biological process: proteolysis; regulation of apoptotic process. The transcript has 10 exons. Gene Ontology annotation, molecular function: cysteine-type endopeptidase activity.
AGUCUUACCCAAAUCAGCAAACCGAAAUUAGGAACAGAAGUAGUACCAUUUCCAAAUGAGGGGAAUCAUGUAGAUACCAGCGUCCAUAUUCAGAGUCCCUCAUUGAUUGGUCAACAGAGUGAAUCCCCAUAAAAUGGAGCAGAAGCAUAGAGACAUCAUACGGCAAAACAGAACAAGACUUGUUAAUGAUAUCACAGAUUUGGCAUCUAUCUUGGAUGACCUGAUGACAGAUAAAAUAAUUACUGACAGUAUGAGUCAAGAUAUUCUGGCAAAGAAGACUCCAAAUGAGAAGACGAGAAAGCUGCUGGACAUUCUUGCUCAACGUGGACCAAAGGCUUUCCGUAGGUUUUGUGAGGCUUUGAUGAACACUCAACAAGACCAUAUAGUGGAAAUAUUGGACCCAGAGUUCUAUAGGAACAGUGUACGCACGGCUAAGCCUGUGUCUUCAGAUGCCACCUCAGCUGGUGGUGACACCAGUCUUGCGAGGCCCAAAGAUGAGCACCCUAAAUCUUCUAUUCCCCAGCCAGUUUCUGUUCCUAUAGUUCCAGGAAAACAGAAGGAUGAACGUGAUAAACAUAUACCAAAUGAAUUUACCUCAAAGGGGCCUGAUACCAAAAACGAAAAACCUAAAAAGGACGAUUUACCAACUGCGUCCCCUUCAAAAACUAAACCAGUACAGCCGAUACCAAGCGAAGUUACUUCUGAAACUGUUGCAAGAAAGAACAAAAAUUCAAACAGGCCAAUGUCUUCUUCUUCAGAACCUUCCAGUCUGCCAAAUCCCAAUAUUUUCCCAGGACAGGCAGAAGGGGAGCUGCCAGAAACAGCUAAAGACUGGCCAAAGGAACUGAACUUGAGAUCCAAUACAGAGUUUAAAGUUAAAAAACUUACUGGGAACAUUGAAGAUUUGGAUAAAUAUUCCCUGGAGGGUAAGAGGACAUGCAUUGUUGUGGCCAAUCAGCAUUACACUGAGCGCUACAAGACCAGGUUGGUGGACAUCGACAGGCUGAGAAUCAAGAAUGUCCUCAAGGAACUCAACUUCAAUGACAUCACAAUCCAUACCAACAAGUCUAGUCAACAACUGCUGAGUUGCCUGGAGGAAGAGCGCCAGAAGAUCUCCAAGGAAACUUCUGUGUUGAUGUUGAUAGUGACCUCAUACGGGGCCAAUGGUCAGAUCUUCUGUGUGGACGGGGACAAGGUCUCUCUGCAGCAGAUAGUCGACAUCUUCUCUGUGGAAAACUGUCCGCUACUCAAGGGCAAACCCAAGGUUGUGUUGAUUCACGCAGGCGGAUUCCUAUUAGAAGAUGGUUCCAGCCCGUCAGACACUCACUGCAAUGAGAUACGGCGUAGCCUCAGUCAUCUGAGUCUUGGCACGCCCACGUCAAAGUCCAAGGGAUUCUUCUCUGAGACAGUCUCAGACUGUCGACCCCAGACCUUACUUGAUGACUCCCAGACAGUACCAACGGCUCCAACCCCUGAGUCCAAAAUUGUGCUGUCGCCUUCGGGAAUCCUCGAUGAGACGCUCAAUGUUUAUGACAACUCAGAUUUCCUGGUCGCUAUAGCCACCGGGCCAGACGAGGACCACCCCCACUACUGCUCCCUGUUCCUGCUGGCCACACUGUAUGUCCUGUGCAGAUAUUCACACCAGCACCACUUCCUGGACAUGCUCAACAAGGUGAAUCGUUUGAAGAAGGAUGCCAGUGGGCAGCUCGUGGAGAUCUGCAAAUGCAAGUCAUCAUUGACAAAGAACUUGUACCUGCAGCCAUAAAAUUAUCUGCCAGAGUCUCCCCUUCCCUCUCUUUUGAUUUGAAAAGAAAAUUUAAGAGUUUUACCUUCUCAAUUUAGUGGAGUUUUCUCCCUGGUCUGUAUAGAUUUGAAGCCUGUAUUUUGCACAGCGCUAAUUUAUUUCGAUGAUUUCCAAACAAAAAUAACUUUGGUAUCAGUAACGUUUAUAAUAGAUACCGGUAUUGUAACAUUAUACACUGUAUAUACAAAAGCCUUAGCAAGGUCAUGAAACAUUCAAAAUGUGUUGUCACUGCUGUGGUUUUAAGUCUGAUUAUAAGUGCUGUUAUUUGAAUACAUAUUGGCUUUUUACAUUUUAUGAUGCAAAUGUUAUUAUGUAUCAAAAGAAUGUUGUUAAUGUUUUGAUAAAAUAAUUCAUGAUUACAAUGCCAGUUGUUAACAUAGAUAUGCUACAUAAAUAUGUGUUUUUAGCUCACCUGAGCUUAACCUGCUAUAGGUGAGCUAUUGUGGUCAUCUUAUGUCCAACGUUCAGCGUCUUGCAACUGUGUCCUGUGUGUUAUUUAAGCUUGUUAUCCAUAUAGAGAAAACAUUUUUAAUCAGAUCUUGGUCAUAAUGUUUAUCUUGACGAUAUUUAGUCCAAAAUCAAUCCUGGGUCAUGUGCCUCCAAAACCUAGGUCACCAUAUCUUGUAACCACUCUAGAUGAAACAUUUAUGAUACAAUCUUAAUUGAAAGUUUAUUUUUAUAAUGUCUAGAUUGACUUCAAAUCUGUGUCACGUGUAUCCAAAAAUGUAAAAUCUUAAAAAAAAAAACUUGUUCUUUCUCUAGAAGCCUCAUUUAUGACUAAAUCUUGAUGAAACUUGAAGGUUUAUCUUGAAUUUUCGAAUUUGAGUCAUGUGUGUCCAAAAACUGGGUCAUUAGGUCAAAUCUUACCACUCGAGAGACAGUAUUUAUGGCUAAAUCAGAAUGUUAAUAUUGACAUUGUCGAGGCCAAGUAAGAAUCAGAAUCAUGUGCUUUCGAAAACUACGUCACCAAGGAAAUUCUUCGAAACAUCUUUUAUUGCAAUUUUAUUCAUAAAAGUUACUUGUUUACUUGUUUAUCAUUUGUGUUUUUUUUAUUAGAAGUUGAUUAUUUUUAUGCCCCCUUUUGAAGAAAGCAGCGUAUAGCAGUUGUACUGUAUGUCUGUGCCAAAUUUCUAUUAAAGCCAUAACUUUGCCAUAUGUGGACGGAUUUUUAAAUAACUUUGCACAAGUUUCCACAAGCAUUAGACAAUGUGUCACUUGUAGAACUGGUCUCACUACUUUUAAAGUUAAAGGUCUAAUUUGCCAUAAAGCAGCUUGCAAAUUCCUGUCUAAGCCAUAAUUUUGUUAUGAAGGUUAUUAAAUGACACAAAUGUAAACCACCAUAAGGCAACAUGUCUCAUGUAUCAAUUAUCCCCUUACCUCUGAGGUCAAGGUCACACUAAGAGGUCAAAAGUCACAUUUUGCCAUUAAGCAGCUUGACCUUUUUCUCUCUGUUGUAGAUUUGACAAAUAUUGAUGGAUUUAAAAAAAACUGCCCAUGUAGAACGCUUCUCAAUUCUUAAAAGCUCAAGGUCACACUUUUAAGUUCCCAGAUCCGUUUGGCCAUAAAACCACUUGUUGGGAUUCUCACUUCAUCAUUCAUCACACCUUUUUAAGAUAAAUUACCACAAAUGACAACCAUGAGGCGAAAACAUUGUGUGUGUACAAACUGUCUCCCUCACUCAGUGGUGAAGGUAAAACUUAGUGAUCAAAAGCCAAAUUUGGACAAGACAGCUUGAAUGUUCCUGUUUCAGCCAUAACUUUGGGAUAUAUUGACAUGUAUUUUUUAAUGAUGUGUGCAAAUGCAAUCCAUCAUAAAACGAAAUAUUGGUUGUUACUCACUUCGCCUGACCUCAAAGGUCACGGUCACACUUUAAUGAUCAAAUGUAACUACAUAUCAGCUUAUUCAGACUGUUACUUUGUCAUUCAUCAUGCUUUUUUAAGAUAAAUCAUCACUAAUGACAGUCAUGUUGUUAAAACCUGUCUCCCAAACUCAGAGGUCAGAGUCACACUUACAGGUCAAAGGUAAAAUUUAGCUAUUCAACAGUUUUGUAGAGGAGGACAUGUAAGUGUAGCAUGUAGUAUCACCUGCCAAUUUUCCACAAAAGAUACCAUAAGGUAACAUGAGGCCAAAUUUCAAAUUAAGCUUUAAAAAGUUUUUUUCAAAUACGCUAGGUCAUUGACAAAAGUGGAAUGUGGGGCCAUCCAUGCUGUAUGGACACAUUUCUUGUUCAUUUAGGUUUUUAUGGCUCCGAAGGAGGGCAUAUAGUGAUCGGACUGUCUGUCCGUUCGUCUGUCUGUCUGUCAGACUUUGCGUUUAGGUUUCGAAAAAUGCUCAUUACUUCUAUGUCGCUUCAGAUAGCAAUUUCAUAUUUGGCAUGCAUUUGUAUAUGGACAAGGCCUUUCCAUACGCACACAAAUUUUGACCCCUGUGACCUUGACCUUGAAAUUAGGGUCUGCGUUUAGGUUUUGAAAUCUGCAUUUAGAUUUCGAAAAAAGCUCAUAACUUCUAUCAACCGUUUAUAGGGGGCAUGAGUCAUCCUAUGGUGACAGCUCUUGUUCUUAUUGUUUUUUUUACCAAGUUUGUAACUUUUAUGAGAUUAAGUCUUCAACAAUUUGUGUGGGUGAAUUAAAAUUGUGUGCUUAAAAGCAAUCAUGGCCCUCUUUUUUAUAUGUGCCCUCAAAUUGUUUAAAGGUAUUUCAUACAUUCGUGUCCAAUAUGUACAUAUGGGAUCAUGUCUAUGUUAUUGCAAUUUGUAUGUGCUGGAUGAUCAAGUACUAAGAAUCAUGUUCAUCUAAGGACGAUUGAUGACUUGGUCAGUGCUUUGACAAUUUCAUGUAAGUGUUUAAUAUUUGAAUGAUUGAUAAAAAGUUGCAGAAAAUCUCAAAUAUGAUGUAUUUUUAGGAUUGUGUACUUAUAAUAGUAAUAUCAAAUAAAAUUGCAUUUAGGCAUUAUUUACAUGAUCUGCAUAGAAGUAACAUGGGUAUAUAUGUGUAAUUUUAAAUAUUUCAUAAACAUUUGUAGUUAUGGAUAAUUUGUUUUUAUAACUUGAACAGUAAUGGUAUACCAGUAUCUCAUUAACACAAUUUUGGUAGUAAACAUACAUGUUUUACAUGUAGUAUUGUUGUUGUUUGUAAAUUGUUAAAGUGUUAUUUAUUUAUUUAUUUAUACAUAGACCCAAACAAAAGAAAUGUUUUCAAAAUAAAUGUUUGCAAUUGCAAAGUAAAACUUGGAAAUUAUAAAUUGUAGAUCCAAUCUAAAGUAAACAAAACAUUUAUAACUUAUCUCGUAAUAAAUAUGUGAUAUUGGUUCAUAUUUCAGGCUUCAUGUACUCAAAGUGACCAACACAUGUUUGAGGCAAUUGAAUGAAGCAUAAGCAUAUAAUGUAUACCGUAUCUAUUAACUGUUCGCAAGGAAUUAUCUAUAAGUUGCUGAAUAAGAAGGUGUUGGUUUUCAUGUGUUCAAUACAAGGAACUAUAUGCCUCUAGUAUAUGUGCCUUGCUCAGGAAACACUAACACGUGGCUAAAUGCAUGGGUUUAAAGUGUCUUCCCAUAUUAGCCUGUGCAGUCUGCUUAGGCUUAGCAGGGAUGACACUUUCCGGCUAAUUUGUUUUUUUCUAAGAAGAGACUUCUUUGAAACAAAAAAUACAUAUAAAGUGAAAAAUGUCACCCUUGAUUAGCCUGUGCAGACUUCACAGGCUAAUCUGGUAUUGCAAUUUAUGCACAUGCAUUUCACCCCAUUUUCUCAGGGCGAGGCACAUAUGGAGCAGUUUGUAAUGUCAUGUGAAUCAGUUCCGCUGCAGAUGUCAUGUGCUCAAGAUUGUAUUAUUGUUAUGAAUGGGGUUGUUAACGUUGACAGUUAUUUUAUAGUAAUAUUAUUUCACAGGAAUUUUUUUUAGGUCUUGUAUUGAAGGGCUCUUCAAUUUCUAAGUGGAAAUGUAUCACUUAAAUAUAAUUCUAUACAAAAUAUAAACAUGUAGUUCAUAAAAUUUGCAUUUGGCAGAUGACAGGCUAACUGUAAGAAUGUUAACAAUGUUAAUGAAUGCAUAUAUAUUUUUCCAUAUAUGAUGUGUUAAUUGUGAUAAUGUAUGAAAGUGGAAUACAAACAUAUUGAAAAGUU